Messenger RNA from Motacilla alba alba, 2284 nucleotides. RefSeq names its product WAP, follistatin/kazal, immunoglobulin, kunitz and netrin domain containing 1 (gene WFIKKN1). Gene Ontology annotation, cellular component: extracellular region. The transcript has 2 exons. Gene Ontology annotation, molecular function: serine-type endopeptidase inhibitor activity; receptor antagonist activity; transforming growth factor beta binding. Gene Ontology annotation, biological process: negative regulation of transforming growth factor beta receptor signaling pathway. The record is from RefSeq and is a predicted model, not a curated record. NCBI's taxonomy places the organism in Eukaryota, Metazoa, Chordata, Aves, Passeriformes, Motacillidae. The coding region runs from base 334 to 2049 and encodes 571 amino acids.
UCAGUGGGAAGGGAGGGGAUUCAGAUUACAACCUUCCCGUCCUCCCCUUCCACCCCACUCGCCCCGCUGGCCGUGCCGGGGAUGGACUGAGCCCCGAGAGCCACUGGCGCCGUUUCCCCCGCGCCCCGAGACCCGAGCGGCGGCGAUGGAUGGAGGCGGCGGGCGGCAUCGCCGGUGGUCCGGCGGGCGCCGGGUGUGCUGAAGGACAGAGGUUUGGUCCUCUCCUCCUACUCUUUGUCCCCCCGCCCGCCUUCUCCCUCAUCCCGUCCGUCCUGAAUGUGAUUUAUCCCGAGCCCUCGCCAGUGAGGCAGGCCGGCAGCGCGGGGUGGCCCGAUGGCUCCUCGUGGGAGAGGCGGGCGCGGGGCCCGGGGCCAGCCUGCGGGCCGGCAGCGGGUCCCCGUGGGCAUCGCGCUGCUCCUGCCCGUGCUGGCGGCGGCGGCCGGGCUGAGCCUGCAGCCGGGCAGGAUGCGGCACCUGGGCGUCUGCCCCAACCAGCUGAACCCCAACCUGUGGGUGGACGCCCAGAGCACCUGCGAGCGGGAGUGCCAGACCGACCAGGACUGUGAAGACUUUGAGAAAUGCUGCACCAACGUGUGUGGGCUGCGGAGCUGCGUGGCCGCACGCUUUGCCGACGGCAGCGUUCCGGCGCUGGCGCUGGCGCCCGCAGCCUCCUGCGAGAGCUUCGUGUGCGCGCAGCAGGGCUCCGACUGCGACAUCUGGGACGGGCAGCCCGUCUGCAAGUGCAAGGACCGCUGCGAGAAGGAGCCCAACUUCACCUGCGCCUCCGACGGCCUCACCUACUACAACAAGUGCUACAUGGACGCCGAGGCGUGUCUGCGCGGCACCCGCCUCACCACCGUGCCCUGCAAGCACAUCUUCACCUGGCCCGACACCAGCCCCGUGCCGCAGGAGACCACGGCGCGACCCACGCCGGGCGCGGGCCCCGAGGUGCCGGUGCCCCCCGCCCUCUACACCAACCCCUUCCACCAGUCCGUGCGCGCCGGCGGCACCGUCAGCUUCCGCUGCGACGUGAGCGGGCGCCCGCAGCCCGACAUCACCUGGGAGAAGCAGAGCGAGCGGGAGGAGAACUUCAUCAUGCGGCCGGACCAGAUGUACGGUAACGUGGUGGUCACCAACAUCGGCCAGCUGGUCAUCUACAACGCCCGCCACGAGGACGCCGGCAUCUACACCUGCACGGCCCGGAACGCCGCCGGGCUGCUCCGCGCCGACUUCCCGCUGUCGGUGCUCAGGCGGGAGCCGGGGGGGACCCCGCGGACCGGCAUCCCCCAGCCCUUCCCCAGCGCCGAGUGCCUGAAGGAGCCGGACCGGCGGCGGUGCGAGGCCACGGAAGUGCGCUGGCAUUUUGACGCCAAGCAGGGCUCCUGCCUGACCUUCCGCUACGGCGGCUGCGGGGCCAACAGGAACCACUUCGAGACGUACGAGGAGUGCCGAGCCGCCUGCCUGGGCAGCGCCCGCCCCACCUGCCUCCUGCCCAUGGUGCAGGGGCCCUGCCAGAACUGGGAGCCGCGCUGGGCGUACAAUCACCUGCUGAAGCAAUGCCACUCCUUCGUCUACGGCGGCUGCGAGGGCAACACCAACAACUUUGAGAGCAAGGAGACCUGCGAGGACGUGUGCCCCUUCCCCAAGAGCCUGCAGUGCAAGGCUUGCCGCCUGAAGAGCAAGAUGGUGCUGAGCCUCUGCCGCAGCGACUUCGCCAUCGUGGGGCGGCUCAUGGAGAUCGUGGAGGACCAGGACUCCGGCAUAGCCCGCUUUGCUCUUGAGGACGUCCUCAAGGAUGAGAAGAUGGGCCUCAAGUUCUUCAAUAUCAAGUACCUGGAGGUGACCUUGACCGACAUGGACUGGAGCUGCCCCUGCCCCAACAUGACGGCAGAGGACGGGCCCCUGAUCAUCAUGGGCGAGGUGCACGAUGGAAUGGCCACGCUGGACCCCAGCAGCUACGUCCGAGCGGCCAACGACAAACGGGUGAAGAAGAUCUACGAGCUGAUGGAGAAGAAAACCUGCGACCUCCUGAACCGCUUCCAGGACUAGGGGAGAAUCAGGAUGUGCUGACGGGGGAGCUGCAGACACAGCACAGAGGGGGCAGCCUGAGGGAGUGCCUGUGUCUAGAGGUUACCACUGUCAGGUAGUUCUCCCCAACCCCAUGCUGAGCCCCAGAUCAGCUCCCACCUCCACUAUAAUUUAUCUGCUGCAUGUUUCCCGCACCGUGUGACCCCUACCUCAGCCUGUCCAAAAGCAAUAGAGAACUGUGUUGGGUUGCAGAGGG